GGGCGGGCUGGGCGUGGGGGGGGGCCGGCGGCUGCGGCACCUUUAAGACAAGGGAGGACCCCUCUUGCCCUCGGAGAAACCAGGAAGGGAGUCGCGAGCAUCAUACGGGGCUUUGGCUGUACUGUACAGUUACUGUAGGGCAGUGACGCCGCCGCCGCCGCCGGAGCGAGGGAGCGACGAGGGGAGAGCGCGAGAGGCGGAGAGCCGGAGACGCGGACCCCGGAGGCGAGCGGCCGAGGAGCCCAGUCCCAACUCCGGGCCCCGGCCCCUCGCGCCCCGGCCCGGCCCGGCCCCGGCCCGGCCGCGCGAGGUCUCGGCGCGGAAGAUGGCCGGCGGCGUGGACGGCCCCAUCGGGAUCCCGUUCCCUGACCACAGCAGCGACAUCCUGAGCGGGCUCAACGAGCAGCGGACGCAGGGCCUGCUGUGCGACGUGGUGAUCCUGGUGGAGGGCCGCGAGUUCCCCACGCACCGCUCCGUGCUGGCGGCCUGCAGCCAGUACUUCAAGAAGCUGUUCACGUCGGGCGCCGUGGUGGACCAGCAGAACGUGUACGAGAUCGACUUCGUCAGCGCCGAGGCGCUCACGGCCCUCAUGGACUUCGCCUACACGGCCACGCUCACCGUCAGCACGGCCAACGUGGGCGACAUCCUGAGCGCCGCCCGCCUGCUCGAGAUCCCCGCCGUGAGCCACGUGUGCGCCGACCUCCUCGACCGGCAGAUCCUGGCGGCCGACGCGGGCGCCGACGCCGGGCAGCUGGACCUCGUGGAUCAGACCGACCAGCGGAACCUGCUCCGGGCCAAGGAGUACCUCGAGUUCUUCCAGAGCAACCCCAUGAACAGCCUGCCCCCCGCCGCCGCCGCCGCCUUCCCCUGGUCCGCCUUCGGCGCGUCCGACGACGACCUGGACGCCACCAAGGAGGCCGUGGCCGCGGCCGUGGCCGCCGUGGCCGCCGGCGACUGCAACGGCUUGGACUUCUACGGGCCGGGACCGCCGGCCGAUCGGCCCUCGGCCGGGGACGGGGACGAGGGCGACAGCAACCCGGGUCUGUGGCCGGAGCGGGACGAGGACGCCCCUGCCGGGGGCCUCUUCCCGCCCCCCGUGGCCCCGCCGGCCGCCGCCACGCAGAACGGCCACUACGGCCGGGCCGGGGAGGAGGAGGCGGCCUCGCUGUCCGAGGCGGCCCCUGAGCCAGGCGACUCUCCGGGCUUCCUCUCAGGCGCGGCCGAGGACGGGGACGGGGACGGGCCCGACGCGGACGGGCUGGCGGCCAGCACGCUGCUGCAGCAGAUGAUGUCGUCGGUGGGCCGGGCGGGGGCGGCGGCGGCGGGGGACAGCGACGAGGAGUCGCGGGCGGACGACAAGGGCGUCGUGGACUACUACCUGAAGUAUUUCAGCGGCGCCCACGACGGGGAUGUGUACCCGGCCUGGUCGCAGAAGGUGGAAAAGAAGAUCCGGGCCAAGGCUUUCCAGAAGUGCCCCAUCUGCGAGAAGGUCAUCCAGGGCGCCGGCAAGCUGCCGCGGCACAUCCGGACCCACACCGGGGAGAAGCCGUACGAGUGCAACAUCUGCAAGGUCCGCUUCACCAGGCAGGACAAGCUGAAAGUGCACAUGAGGAAGCACACGGGCGAGAAGCCGUACCUGUGCCAGCAGUGCGGGGCGGCCUUCGCGCACAACUACGACCUGAAGAACCACAUGCGUGUGCACACCGGCCUGCGCCCCUACCAGUGCGACAGCUGCUGCAAGACCUUCGUCCGCUCCGACCACCUGCACAGACACCUCAAGAAGGACGGCUGCAACGGCGUCCCCUCGCGCCGCGGCCGCAAGCCCCGCGUGCGGGGCGGGGGGCUCGGGGGGCCCGACCCGUCCCCCUCCCCGGGCGCCGCCGCCCCGCCCGGCGCCCCGGCCCCGCCCGGCUCCCCCGACGCCCCGCGCAACGGCCGGGAGAAGCACUUUAAGGACGAGGAGGAGGACGAGGAGGAGGCCCCCGACGGCCUGAGCAGGGUGAAUGUAGCGGGCGCCGGCGGAGGGGGGGGCGAUGGGGGCGCCGGGGCCCCCGCCGAGGGCAGCUUCGCGGCCGGACUUGCCUGAAAACCAAAAAGAGAAAACAGAAACCCGAGAGAGAGAGAGAGAGAGAGACAGAGAGAGAGAGAGAGAGAGAGAGAGAGAGAAUCACCCACCACCCCCCCAAAAAACACAAAAAAAGAAAAUCUAUCUAUAUACAGAUAUCUAUAUCUAUAUAUAUAUAUACAGAUAUAUAUAUAUGAAGCGUCACAGAAUCUAGGGUAGUGCUUUUCUCAGAGUUUUCUCCUUCAUGAUGUUCUCUCCCUCCACGGGGACCCUCGCCCCCGCUCCGGCUCCCCGUCCCCCCCACCCCGUCGAUGGCUUUCGGGGCUCGGUUUGGGGUUUUUGUGGGACACAGGGAUUCGGACGCCCCCGCCCCCCGGGACAACCCUGGCGCAGCGUCCGGGGUCCCCUCUGAGGCCUGGUCAGGGCCCCGGGCCCCAGGUGGGGGUGAGGGUGGCCGCGGGGGGCGCUGGGGAGCGGGGCGGGCUUUUGUUUUCAUCCCCUCGCUGGUUUCUACGAGUCUUUCAGACAGGACCUUAAAUGAUCUCUGUCCACUGUGAGUGGACGUUAAAAUGCACCCCGUCCCCACCCCCACCCUCCUUCCUCAGGGCACUUACUAAGUGGGGGUCCCCCCCCACCGAUCUCCCCGACGGCCUCCCCGCCUCCCGUUCCUGCCUGUGGUCCUCUGUGUCUCCUGGCCGCUGUGACACAAAUCUAUUUAUUUCCAGGCCUGGAGAGAGGGGAGCUGGUGGGGGGGGUCGCCACGGCGGCUCCAGGGGGCUCCCGCCGCCUCCCUUCACGGCACUUACACCCCGGCGGGCCCCCCACCCCGACCCCACCCCGGACCGCCGCUCAGGGCGCCCCGCCACCCCGGCUGCGCUUCCCGACCCAGGCCGCCCAGACCCCACGAGAUGUUUGGAGAUUCAAAACUGUUUUGUCUUCACCGCCCGCCCGCCCCCAGCCCUCUCCCGAGUUUUUAAAGCACUUUUUAGAUUUUUUUUUCCUCCUUAAAAAAAAAACAAACAAACAAAAUUUAUAUAUAGAUAUAUAUAGAUAUAUAUAUAUAAAAUAUACUUUCCUCAGAGGAGCAGGCGACAGUGUGGGGUGGACGAGCCCAGAGCAGAGGGAGCCCAGGGUCUCACGGUGGCAGGGAGGAGGGGAGAGAGUCCAGAAGUUCCAGUGUCACAAAAGCAAUAAAAACAAGAUUUUACAAAACGAAAGGAAAAAACAAAAAAAAACAAAAAACAAACAAAAAAAAAAGGAAAAAAAAAAGACAACCAACCACAAAUAGAAGUCUUGGCACUUUGUAACAGAACGGGUACUACACUUUAUCUUAAUUCUUAAUUUAAAAACAUGUUUACAAGUUGCAACCAACUUCUAUGAAAAGUCGAAAAGACAAAAAAAAACAAAAAUAAAAGAGAGAGAGCGAGCGAGAGAGAGCGAGCGAGCGAGAGAGCAAAUUCCUAAAAGUCAAUUUAUUUUUGUACAAAAUAAUAAAAAAAAAAACCCACCACAGAUGCAGAAUCCACUUCUGUUCCCCGAGGUGAGGCGGGGUCAGGAAGGCACGGGCCGAGGUCCCCGGGCUCCUCUCUCGGGGCUUCGCCGCGGGGGGCUUGCCUUGCAGGCAGGACCGCCGGGUUUUUGUGUUUCUGCCGUGUCCCCCCACCCCCACCCCCACCCCGUCCCCUUUUUGGUUCUGAUUCUGAGAAGUCUCAUCACCCGCCAGCCAUACGAUGGCCGCCCGUGUCCGCGGGGACCCUCCUUACUGACUCCCCAGCUCAGGGACGGACCGAGAGAGGGCUGGCCUUCCGACCAGCCGGAGCAACCCCCCCACUUUGGGGCUCCCCCUCAGCAUGGCUGCCCCCCCCCCCCCCCCCCGCCGCCGUGGCCGCCAAGGAGCCGCCAUCUAGGACAUGCCAUCCCCGUCGAGGUGGGUGACGGGGCCCCACCUCCAGGGCCUUACAUCCCCCAGGCACCCCUCUUUUUAUUCAAAGGCACUGACUGUAAUCUGGGGGCCGGCACCCGCCUCCCCCCAGCCUCUGGCCCCCCAAAAGGCCCGGUAUCGACCGAGCCACAGGCCACGGACGGGGGCCAGGGCUGGGGGGACCGUGUCGCCAGAGGCCAGGGCACCCUCACCCCGACGCCCUCUCGCAUAUGCAAUGCCUAGCGUGGGACCCUGUAAAUAGACGCUCUGCCAAGCCGAGACCCUCCCCCAUCAAAGCCCAAGGUGAGGGGUGCCCCUGCCCCCCCUCCAGCUGCUGGUCCAUCUCCCCGCACCCCUUGGCUCUGUGACAGACCCCGUCUUCUCGUCUUUUCUUUCUUUCUUUUUUUUUUUUUAAAGGGAAGCUUUUUAAGAAGGCAACUUUCAUCAUUGUUUCUACAGGAUAGUUUUCGUGCCCCACCCCACCCCCCGGGCCCAUCAGCCCCCCAAAUGUCUCAGGACCCCCCCUCCUGAGGGGGGUGGCAGGGGAGCCCAGGGCCGGGUGGCCUCGCUCUUUCGGAGAACCAUCUGUGGAGGCCAAGCAGGGAGCUCAAGCGCCCAGGCCAGGGACCCCCGCCCCCACCCCGGCCAAGAGGUUCCCUGAGGGCGCGGCCCUCUCCCCCUGCCCUACCCCAUACACCCCCCUCGCAAUAAAACCAACUGAAAAAUCACAGCUGUCGUCCUGGCCAGUGGGGGCGACUGGAUUGGGGGAUCGAGGCCUCUGGGACUAUGGCGGGGGAAGGGCUGAACCCCCCCCGCCGAGCACACUUUUAACACAGACUUCCUCGGGAAUUGCACUAAACCCCUGCCCCUAGCUCUGAGCUCAGCUUCUGACAGCCCUGCCCACCCACUCCGCCUUAACCCCUCUCCUGCUGCCCGCCAGCCCGUCCUAGGGGCCGCAGCGUCUGCAUGGGCCCAGCGCCGGGACCCCAGCCCCCCAACUCUGCGCAAUCACAUACUGUAUAUAGACGUGAAUCGAUUUUAUUUUUAUUCUUUAAAUUAAGGUCGUGAUAAAGUGUUGCCAAAGAUACUGCUGAAUUCUCGCGUUUCAGGAAACAAACAAACAAAAAAAAAAAUAUUUGAGGGGGAACGUGCUGACUGGUCAGAAAGGACACAGCAAAACGUUUUUUUGUUUGGUUGUUUGGGGUUUUUUUUGUGUUUUCUUUUUUUGGGGUGUUUUUUUUUUUUUUUAAACUGCCUGGUACAAAAAAAAAAAAAAGAAAAGAAAAACAAAGCGAAAUUGUUAUUUCCAUCAUCUUGGUGAAGUUGCGUGGAUGUGUGUUGUGCGCGCGUGUGCAAGAGUGAGGUCCCGGCCUGGGGUUCCGGGUGGGGGCUCCGGGGGAGGGGGCACUCCGGGGGCAGCCCCCACCCAGAGCCGUCCACCGGCCUGCGGGACCUGGGAGAGAGAGAGGUGAACACCCUUGCUACUGCUCCCUGCCUAGCCUCCCCCACCCCAACCCUGCCCCCGCCUUUUGAGAUUAAGAAAAAAAAAAAAAGGCAAAAAAACAAAAAACAAAAAAAAAACCUUAAAACCCAGUGAAUGUAAAGUGCCGGAGCAGGCCUAGCCUGGCGCGGGUGUGGGCCUGCGCCCAGCCGGGCUCCAGCAGGCCGAACCAAAGUCUGCCCGCCUUGGGUGGCUUGCCCGGGAGACCCCAUGUGGCAUCUCAUCCCGUUUCCGUUUGUAUAUGGCUGUCCCUUUGCUUCCUUCUGGGGAGGGGGGGGCCCCCAGCCCCUUCCAGGGCCUUCUGGGGAGUCUUUGCCUGAGACCCAUCGACCGUGGCGGGAGUGCGGGAGGGGCAGUGUCGGACAAGUGGCACGCGGUGGUCCCACCGAGGCAGGGGCUGGGGCCGGGGUGGGGGUGGGGGGGCGGCCCCCCCCAGGACCAAGGCAGUCCAGGCAGCCAGGAUUGUAGGAGGCCAGACAGAGUGAAAGGAAAAGCAGGACAAAAAAUUUAAAACCCAUAAAAAAAAAAAAAAAAAAAAAAAAAAGCAAAAAUCCUAUUUUUUGAGAAAGAAAGAUAUUUAUAUUUGCAGUUUUAUUUUAAAAAGUUAUUUAAGCUGAGGAAGCAGCCUUCCUGGAGGGGCGGCUGGCGCAGGACGGGUCCGGGCCUGGGGGCUCAGGCGCCCCGGGAGCCAUAACCUCAGAGUUAAGACUAGCUCGUACUAAAUACUUAGAUUUACACGGGGGGUGGGCGGGCAGGGCCAGGAGCUGGAGGGGGCCCGGGAGACCCCCGUCCCGGAGCCGGGGCUGCCUGGAGGCCGCGGCCAGGGGUCCUCAUACCCAGGUUCCCCCCUGCCCCUCCCAGGCCCAGAUACGAGGUGCCUUGGACUUUGGGGGGGCCGGGCCGGUGAAGGGGGGCAGGGGCGGCGCCCGGGGGCACAGAGCACAGAGCAGACAUUCCAUAGACUGUAUCUGAGAGUCUUUAUAAAAGUGUGGGAGAUUAAAAAAAAAAUCAAUUGAUAAAAAUGCACUUUUUGGGGGUGGGGGGGAGAAGCUUUAAAAGUAAUAAAAACAAAAACAAAAAGACAAAAGAUGAAAAACCAGACAAAAAAAUCAUUUUUCUUGUACAUAAAAAACCACUAAACGCAGCCUGUUACGAA
This is a messenger RNA of Canis lupus familiaris (dog), 6643 nucleotides long. It is a transcript of the gene ZBTB7A, whose product is annotated as zinc finger and BTB domain containing 7A. Gene Ontology annotation, molecular function: RNA polymerase II cis-regulatory region sequence-specific DNA binding; protein binding; DNA-binding transcription factor activity, RNA polymerase II-specific. NCBI's taxonomy places the organism in Eukaryota, Metazoa, Chordata, Mammalia, Carnivora, Canidae. The transcript has 3 exons. The record is from RefSeq and is a predicted model, not a curated record. Bases 326 to 2086 code for a protein of 586 amino acids. Gene Ontology annotation, biological process: regulation of transcription by RNA polymerase II.